Saccoglossus kowalevskii is the source of this 1731-nucleotide messenger RNA. RefSeq lists its product as uncharacterized. NCBI's taxonomy places the organism in Eukaryota, Metazoa, Hemichordata, Enteropneusta, Harrimaniidae. The record is from RefSeq and is a predicted model, not a curated record.
AUCGGCAACAAGUCUUAACAUCAUACUAUUUUCAAGGGAACUGGAAGUACAGACAUUCUUUGGAAAGAAUGAUUGACCAGCUGUUAAAUUCACACUAAAUUGUGCAAGACUGUGCAUGUUUGUUGGUGUAUAUCUGUGUAUAUAAGUCCGGACAUGUCUGCAAACACUGUAACUAACAACAACACCUGUAAGUACAAAUAUGCAUUUGGUGGUUUAGUUAUCGCUUCGUGUAUGCUAUUGCUGUUGUACACAGUGUCCACUAGUACUACGAUUAGAAGACUGGUAUCGCCAAACAACGUUAUCGUCACACGAUUUAAUUUAAAAGAUCAUGUCAGUUCCAUUGAUGGCGACAAUAUGGCACUACAGUCAGGUAGUUGUUCUCAACUCAGUGACAUCGGAUAUAUAUUUAAUAGAAAAACAGGCAGCACCACAUUAGUUACUAUAUUUAGCAUGUUUGCUAAACGAUACAAACACAAUCUACAGAGAAAAUUUUUAUUUCAUAAAUACCGAAAUUCGUGGGGGUAUAUGACAAUGUACCAUAUUAGGCCUACAUCAACAUUCAUCCAAGGACAGCACAUUGCGGGGAUACCUAGAACCGAAAGGAAAAUUCUUCCAAUACAAGGCUCCACAGUGCAUGUGGAAUCAGUCAAUGAGAACGGAUUGAACGUACAAUUGAAAACACCUAAUACAGUUUAUGUGUCCAUAGUUCGCGAACCCGUGGCACACUUUGCAUCUGUGUUUGCGUUUUUUCACCUUGGUGAACAUAUACCGGGCAAUACUAUAUUACCUAGACUCACGAGAUUUCUGAACAAUCCAACAUUCUAUCGUGGUAAGAUUAAGUAUGGCACACGUAACUGGCGUGUUGCUCGGAACAGCCAAGCAUGGCAUCUCGGACUCGAUCAUAAGUACCAUGACCAUGAAGAAAUAGUAGAGGAUUACUUUUCACAGUUAGAUAAAGAAAUUGAUCUAAUUUUAAUUAAUGAAUAUUAUGACGAAUCCUUAAUACUUCUAAAACGUAUUAUGUGUUGGAAAAUGGUUGACAUACUUUACAUCUCACGAAGAGUGCGUACAGACCGUUUUGCUGUGCCUGACAUACUGAAGCUGAAAAUACACGAAUGGAACAAUAUUGAUGUUAAAAUCUAUGAAAGAUUUAACAGAACAUUGUGGCAGAAAAUAAAACAACAAGGACCAUAUUUUGAGACUGAUCUUCUCAAUUUUCGACAACUUAAAAGUGCUAUACUUGACGAUUGCAAUAAUGACAGUGUUUUGUCGUCGAACACUGUGUCGCUGUUUAAACGCCUCGAUUCUACCGACAUAUCACCUAUACAUUUUUGUAAAGGCAUAAAGGAAUGGUACACAUUGACGACAAACUUAGAAAUAUCCGAGCUUGUUCAUAGCGACUGGGGAUUUUCUGUAAAUGUGGAAGGUCAGAGAAACCCACUUCAGAACAACAAGGCAACGAAAGUUAACCCAGACAGUCAAUGCAUAAAUAUAAAUUUUCAUAAAAGACGGUCUCGAAGCAAGAACAAUGAGCUUGAUAUAUAUAUGUCAUUUGAUAAUAUUGAGAAAGAAAGAAUGAAAACAACAAGACGCUACAAUAACUACACAGUUGCUAUGGAAAUAAGUAACUACACAAAUAUCCGGAGGGCAGAGCGUGAGAAAAAAGAGCUUGAGGAGAGGGAUGAGAUAGCAGCCAAACGUGGAAAAAUGCAUACGAGGCUGAAAUCUUGA